AUGUUCAGCGGACUCAACCUGAAGUCCCUCUCGGACAAGCUGAACGAGUCUCUGCACGACCUCGAGAACACCCUUGCCCAAGGCCUCCCUUCGACUUCUACCGCAGCCAAUCCGACGUCUCCUCCGCGCCAGCAACCGGCUCGCACUGCAUCUUCCCCCGCAGCAUCACCAUCUUCUUCUCGCACUCGCCCCUCUCUCGACAGCAUCGCGACCCGAGCGCAGUCAGUCGCAGGCGGACUCGGAAACCUCUCUUCGCCUCUCAGCCCGACAGCAAUCGCGAAUGCGCAACAGAGCGCCAGUCAGCUAGCCGAGGGGGCGCUGAGCAGCUUGCGGGCGAGUUUGCGGAAGGGCAGGCAGAGCCUGGACACGGUUGCACGGGCGAGUCUCGAUGGCGGGAGGUCUAGCUCGGACAGUGCAAGACCGGCGGCGUCUCUCGCAAACCCGACCAAGAGGGAAGGGAGUAUCAAGGAGGAGGAGCUGAUCAGCAUCAAGAAGGAGGAAGAUGCGCCCGAGGAGAAGAAGCCGGUCGUCGAAGAGCAGCUGGUCGACGUCGGUGAAGUCGCUCCUUCGCCUGCGCCUCCAGCGACCUCUGAUGCGCCCCUCGUCGACUUUUCGGAACCACCGGCAUCCACGACCCUAGGCGCGACCCCCGCAACAUCCUCUUCUCUCGCACCUCCCGACCGACCCGCACCUCUCGACCGAAAACCUUCAUCCCUACUCGAUCCGCCGACUCCCGAAGAAGGCGAGGACGAUGACGCAUGGGGUGUCGGUAGCGUCGGCAUCCGAACGCCUGCGAUACCUCAGGGCGAGACGCCAGCUGAGGAGGAAGACGUGAAGGAGCAAGAGGCGGGGGCAGGGACGAAGGCUGAGGAUGCAGAGAAGGGGGCUGCUACGGAGCCUGAACCGUUGGCAGCGGUGCCGGAACCAGAAGCUGCGAACGCAGCGCUGUCGACUAAGCCGGAGAUCGUCCCGCUCCAGGAUGCGACGUCGGCACCUCAGACGACAGAAACCGCUUCGACCGAACCAGCUCCGAACUCUGCUGGCGAUAAGGCACCUACGUCAGCCGAGCCCGAGGUGAAUGCGGUUGUCGAGCAGAAGGAGGGGGAGCAGCUGGCGCCGGUCACGGCGGCUGUCGAGGGGAACGCUCAUGCGGCGGAGGACUCGGAAUCGACCACUGCGCCCGCCGCGUCCGACGAAGUCUCGGCUCUUCCGACAGCGGAGAAGCUGGAGGCGCCCGCACUCGCCGCACCCGAACCUGUACCUGCCAUCUCCCCACCUAACGAUGCCGACGAACAACCCGAAUCGAUUGAAGCCGCGCCUUCGGAAACGGCAGUCGUCGAACCUAUCAUUCUCAACGAACCUGUGACUGCCUCGCUCACCGAGACCCAGCCCACGACUGCGCCCUCAUCGACCGAGCCAACGCACUCACAGCCGCCGACCUCCGUCCCCGAAACUUCGACAGCUACGUCUCAGCACGGCGAGACGGCGGGGGCGGACGAGAAGACUGAGGCGGAGGAGAAACCAGCCGGCGUGUCGGCAAUGGCGGAUGUUGAGGAGCAGUCGGGCGGUACGGAGGUCGAGCAGCAGAAGAUCGGAUCGGCUGAAACUGCAGAGGCGAGGGAGGAAGUUGCGAAGGUGAAGGAGGCGGAUGUCGUGGCACCGCCUGCUGAUGCUGAGGAACCAGAGAAGUCGGUCGAAGCGGUUAAGCCGGAGCCUCCCGUUGUAGAGGCUGAAGAGGCGCCGCGGGAGGAGGCGGCCGAGGAACCUGGUGCAACUAAGGAGGACGCGGCAGUUCCUGUAGCCGUCGAUGAAGUGUCGCCUCCCGCCGUGCCUUCCAAACCUUCGCCAAAUGACCAUCUCGCCGGACUCAAGGCUUCGCUCGAUAAGCUGGUCGCUAGCCUGACACCUCUCGGCAGCGUCGACGACGUACAAGCGUUCGAGGACGAGCUGCGGAACAUGAAGAGCAAAGCUGAGAUGGCGGUAAAGGAGGUCGCGCGCUUGACGGGGCAGCUCGAUCGCCAGAAGGAGUCGUUCGAAGAGCUUCGCGAGACCCAUCGCCUCGAGCACAAGUCGCAGCAGGACGAGAUCGGCUCAUUGCGGGAACAGCUCUCGACGAAGGACGCCAAGCUCAUUGCCGCCGAGUCAGCCGCCUCGCAAACUCGCGCCGAGAUCGCCAAGGCGUCGGAGGAAUACGACAAGCUCAAGAUUGUCGCGAAGGAGGAAGAGGAGAAGCGCGUCAAAGCGUUGUCGCUGCUUCGUGCGCUGCGACAGAAGCUGGUCAAGAACGAGAAGGAGAAGGAGGACUCGGACAAGGAGCUUGAGCGGCUGCGUGCGUCUGAACAGCAGGCGCAGGAGACGCUCAAGGCCGACCGGUCCCGCUUCGACUCGGAGAUCGUCGCCCUCCGAAGCGCACAAGAGCAGCAGAUCAACAAGCUCAAGCAGUCGUUCGAGCGCGAGACGGCCAAGCUCAAGGAGCAGUUUGACCGCGACUCAACCAACAAGCGCGGACAGUUCGAGCUCGAUGCAAUCACGGCCAAGGCGCAGCAGGCGAAGGAGCUGGCGGCGAAGGACGCGCGCAUCAAGCAGCUCGAGACGACUGUUCGCGAGCUCACGACCGCGCGCGACUCGGUGUUCGACCAGCUCCAGCUUCGACAGGCCGAGAUCGAGUCGAGCGAGACGAACCAGGAGGCGCUCAAGACUCGUGCUGCCGAGCUCGAGUAUGAGUUGAGCGAGACCAAGGACCGCAUCGCCGCGAUGCAGGACGAGCUCGACAGCGUACGGCGACACCGCCAGGAUUCGGCGCGCGACGAGGGAACAACCAGGCGGCUUCUCGAGGAGGCUGAGGCUCGUCAUGCCAUCAAGGUCCGCGACCUCGAAGCUCGCGCUGCGCAACUCGAGAAAGACCGCCGCGAGACGGAGGACGAGAUGGGCCGGAACUUGCAGGAACGGCUCAAGGAAGUCGAACGACUCCGAGCUGCGCUGGCGCAGAAGGACGUCGAUUUCGCCGAAUCGGUUCAGAACCGGCAGAAGCGGGAGAAGGAGAUUGAGGAGGCGCAGAAGGCGAGGGCAGACCUCGAGGCGAGGCUGAAGAAGGUCGAGGCCGCGCUCGACCGGGUGCGGGAAGAGUCGCUCAUCCUGCAGCAGGGCGAGGCCGCCGCGAAGGAGGAGCUCAACGACCGGCUGCAGCGCAUGUCGGAGCUCGAGGCGCGUCUCGAGGAGGUGCAGACCCGCGAGUCGAACCUGCGGUCGACUAACAAGACUCUGCGCGAAGAACUCCGCAAACUUCAGUCGGGCGUCUUGCUCUCCGAAAAGCAGCGUCACCCCGGCGUCGGCUACUUCUCCUCCUUUUCGCAACAGAGUGCGCCGUCCGUCGCACCUCUUCCCGCUGCCGGCGCAUCGACGACCUCGCUCGCCUCGACGAUCGGUGGUCCGGCAUCACCGCCGCUGUCCGCGACGAGCCCGCCUGCAUCGAUCUCGGGCGGUCUCGCUGGUGGCGCCAAGGCAAACGGGGACGAGGCGCUCAACUUUGAAUACAUCCGCAACAUCCUCCUCCAGUUCCUCGAGAAGCCGGAGAUGCGGCCACACCUCAUCCAAGUCCUUGGCGUCGUCCUGCACUUUACGCCCGCAGAGCUUCGCCGCCUCGCCGCCAAGUCUAGCGUACCGCACUAG
Messenger RNA from Rhodotorula toruloides NP11, 3669 nucleotides. RefSeq names its product viral A-type inclusion protein repeat containing protein. The coding region runs from base 1 to 3669 and encodes 1222 amino acids. The record is from RefSeq and is a predicted model, not a curated record. Lineage: Eukaryota; Fungi; Basidiomycota; Microbotryomycetes; Sporidiobolales; Sporidiobolaceae. The transcript has 6 exons.